Molecule: messenger RNA, 1430 nt
Organism: Chrysochloris asiatica (Cape golden mole)
Lineage: Eukaryota; Metazoa; Chordata; Mammalia; Afrosoricida; Chrysochloridae
Gene: DHCR7
Product: 7-dehydrocholesterol reductase
Exons: 7
Coding region: 3-1430 (475 amino acids)
Biological process (GO): brassinosteroid biosynthetic process; cholesterol biosynthetic process
Cellular component (GO): endoplasmic reticulum membrane
Molecular function (GO): 7-dehydrocholesterol reductase activity
Source: RefSeq, a predicted model, not a curated record
CAAUGGCUGCAAACGCCCAGCCCAACGCUCCCAAAACCAAGAUCCCGGGCCACGUCACCAACGGUCAGCCUGCGUCUCAAGGGCAGUGGGGGCGUGCCUGGGAAGUGGACUGGUUUUCCUUAGCGAGCGUCAUCUUCCUGCUGCUGUUCGCCCCUUUCAUCGUAUACUUCUUUGUCAUGACGUGCCACCAGUACGGCUGCUCCCUCACAGCCCCCGCCCUGGACAUUGCCACCGGCCGUGCACACCUGUCGGACAUCUGGGCCAAGACUCCAGCGGUGACGAUGAAAGCGGCACAGCUGUAUGCCGCGUGGGUCGUAUUCCAGGUGAUUUUGUACUCACUGGUCCCCGACUUCUGCCACAAAUUCCUGCCCGGCUACGUUGGAGGAGUCCAGGAGGGGGCGGUGACGCCUGCAGGGCAUGUCAACAGGUAUGAAAUCAACGGCCUGCAGGCCUGGCUCAUCACCCACUUGCUCUGGUUCGCCAACGCCCACUUCCUGUCCUGGUUCUCCCCAACUAUCAUCUUCGACAAUUGGAUCCCGCUGAUGUGGUGUGCCAACAUUCUUGGCUACGCUGUCUCCACUUUCGUCAUGAUCAAGAGCUAUCUGUUCCCCACCAACGCCAAAGACUGCAAAUUCACAGGCAACUUCUUUUAUAACUACAUGAUGGGUGUUGAGUUUAAUCCUCGAAUUGGCAAGUGGUUUGACUUCAAGCUGUUCUUCAACGGGCGCCCCGGGAUUGUCGCCUGGACACUCAUCAACCUGUCCUUCGCCGCUAAGCAGCAGGAACUAUACGGCCGGGUUUCCAACUCUAUGAUCCUGGUCAAUGUCUUGCAGGCCAUCUACGUGGUGGACUUUUUCUGGAAUGAAACUUGGUACCUGAAGACCAUGGACAUCUGCCACGACCACUUUGGAUGGUACUUGGGUUGGGGGGACUGCGUCUGGCUGCCGUACCUGUACACGCUGCAGGGCCUGUACCUGGUCUAUCACCCAGUGCAGCUGUCCACCCCGUAUGCCAUGGGCGUCCUGCUCCUAGGCCUGCUGGGUUACUACAUCUUCCGGAUGGCCAACCACCAGAAGGACCUGUUCCGCCGUACAGACGGGCGCUGCCUGAUCUGGGGCCGGAAGCCCAAGGUCAUCGAGUGUUCCUACACGUCAGCCGACGGGCAGAAACACCACAGUAAGCUACUGGUGUCAGGCUUCUGGGGCGUGGCCCGCCACUUCAACUACACGGGAGAUCUCAUGGGCAGUCUGGCCUACUGCAUGGCCUGUGGCGGUGGCCACCUGCUGCCCUACUUCUACAUCAUCUACAUGACCAUCCUGCUGACCCACCGCUGCCUCCGAGACGAGCAUCGCUGUGCUAGCAAGUACGGCCGUGACUGGGCGCGGUACACUGCCGUCGUGCCCUACCGCCUGCUACCUGGAAUCUUCUGA